This is a messenger RNA of Owenia fusiformis, 887 nucleotides long. The record is from the annotation of a GenBank genome assembly. NCBI's taxonomy places the organism in Eukaryota, Metazoa, Annelida, Polychaeta, Sabellida, Oweniidae.
UCAGUGAUGAUAUUUGUGAAGACCCAUAUUACUCAACACCAGCAACAGAUGUUUCACCAAGAAGCAUCACACUGAAUGGUAUGCAUGAGGAAAACGGAUACAAUAAAAUUCAACUUAGGGUGCCAAAAAGACAUAAAGAUAAAGUGGUAUCUAACGGUGAAAUACUUGAUGAGAACUAUUCCCAUAUAAGAAAACAUGAUGAUAAAGGUGUAUAUUAUUCAACUCCUUGUGAUGCUCCUGGGGAAAAUGGAGAUGAGCCCAAUGCAAACAAUAAGAGGAGCCUGUAUACUAAGGAAAAUAAAGAAAAUGAAUCAAAUGGUAAUGGGAUGGAGCUAAUAGAUAAUGAGAUAUAUAUAAUGGAGGUUAAACCCGAUACUAAUUAUGAAACUGUGCUAGAUAAGAGGGAAAAGAAUGCUGAUUCAAAUGGUAGAGUAAUGGAGCUGAAAGAUGAUGUCUAUUCAGUGGAGGUUAAACCCGAUACUGAUUAUGAAGCUGGGCUACUUAAGAAAGAAGAGAACAAUGAUUCAGAUGGUAAUAAGAUGGGAUUAGUAGAUAAUAAUAUUUAUUUAAAGGAGAUUGAACAAAGUGCCAUUCAAAGCUAGUAGGAUGUCAGUGAAAUGUAUACUAGGAUGGAGAUUACCAAGAAACCUAAGAUUUGACUACUUCUAAGACCCCACUCUGUUUAUUUUUAGCACAUUUGUGAUGAUCAGCGGAAAACAUUAUUUUUAAGCUCGAAUUGAAUCAAAGUUGAGUGAGGUAUUAAGCUCGAAUUGAAUAUAAGUAGCUCGAAUUGAAUCAAAGUUGAGUGAAGUAUUAAGCUCGAAUUGAAUCAAAGUUGAGUGAGGUAUUAAGCUCAAAUUGAAUCAAAGUUGAGUGAGGUAUUAAGC